This is a messenger RNA of Aspergillus oryzae RIB40, 1476 nucleotides long. RefSeq lists its product as uncharacterized. The coding region runs from base 1 to 1476 and encodes 491 amino acids. Lineage: Eukaryota; Fungi; Ascomycota; Eurotiomycetes; Eurotiales; Aspergillaceae. The record is from RefSeq and is a predicted model, not a curated record. Gene Ontology annotation, biological process: transmembrane transport. Gene Ontology annotation, molecular function: transmembrane transporter activity. The transcript is spliced from 6 exons.
AUGUCCAAUUCAGAUCCCAAUGAUGUGUUUCCUCCGGGAACAAUCAAGCUUGAAGAACGGCAAGGCGUUGAGUCGGAAUUCAAGCUGAGUCCCACUCCCUCUGAUGAUCCCGACGACCCUUUGAACUGGUCCCCUUUAAGGAAGGCCGUUAACUUUGGGCUCACCUGCUCGUAUGUCCUCUUCACCCUUGUGCUGGUGGACAUCAAUAGCUUGGCCUAUCGGGGCUACAUGUCAGAGCUGGGUUUGACCUACGCGACCUUCAACCAGGCGAGUGGGUCGAACUUCGCCGGACUCGCGAUCGGAUGGCUCUUAUUUAUCCCGUGCGUUCCAAAGUUUUGGCCGUCGCCCUAUUUACUUGCUCAGUGCGAUUGUGCAGUUGGCAUGUGCUAUCUGGUGGGCAAACUUUCACAAGGCUGGAGAACUCAUUGGUGUCAGUCUGCUGGCUCUGUCAGCGAGGCCGUGGUGAUGAUCACCAUUGUGGACCUCUUCUUUGUCCAUCAACAUGCGCGUAUGAAUGGCAUCUUUCUGUUUAUGCAGAGCCUAGGGUCCACGGGGGGCCCGAUCGCGGCUGGCUAUAUCGUCGUCUCAAUGGGCUGGCGAUGGAUGUGGUGGAUGAUCGCCAUCUUCCCCGGCGUCAACUUGAUCCUGGUCCUGUUCUUCUUUGUGGAGCCAAAAUACAUCCCCCUUGUAAAGGUUGCGACACCAUCGACUCUCCGAGUAGCUACUCGUUCGACGGUCGAUGCCCGUCACAGUCGCAAGACCGUUCGGCAACGCCUGGCAUUCGUCACCAAGACGGAUAUGCCAAUCGUCCAGCACUUCUAUCAGCCGCUGCUGAUUCUCUUCUCAUUCCCUGCUGUAGCCUACACGGCCAUCACAUACGGCACGAUUCUCGCCUGGUUUUCGGCCAAUACUUCAUCCAGCUCUUACUUCGUCUUAGAUGAUCCCUAUGAGUUCAGCGCCUCCGCAAUUGGCCUACUCCACCUUGGGGGGUUUCUGGGCACAUUCAUCGCGACUCUGACCGUCCCAGCCCAGAAUGACUCGUUUAUUGUGCGAGCGGCUAAGAAGAACGGAAGAGUCUUCGAGCCAGAUAUGCGUCUCUGGAUGAGCAUUCCGGGCGCUCUUCUAAACUGCGCCGGUUUGUUCAUUUAUGGUCAAGGGAUAUAUGGAUUCGGAUUUAUUACCACAGCCGAUGUGGCCCUGACCUAUCUUCCUGACUGCUACCCCGACAUUCUUGGUGAUGCGCUGAAUUCCAUUGUGUUCGUCCGCAAUGGGUUCGCAAUGGUGGUUCGCUUUGCAUUCACCCCUUGGGUCACUGGCAUGGGAAUCCAGAAUUCCUUUAUUCUGAUCAGCAUGCUGGCUCUUCUCCCCGUGACCCUGCCCAUUCUCUUGAUGAUUUAUGGUAAGAGGGCACGUUCAAGCACGGCUGAUAAGUACUGGAAAUAUGCCGCACGACAGCCAGUUCACAGGAAGGCGUGA